Messenger RNA from Brassicogethes aeneus, 1473 nucleotides. NCBI's taxonomy places the organism in Eukaryota, Metazoa, Arthropoda, Insecta, Coleoptera, Nitidulidae. The record is from the annotation of a GenBank genome assembly.
AUGAAAUGCCGUCUCGCAGCACUAUUUACCGGAGACGAAAACAUGAAAGGAAGAAAAGAUAUGAAACAAAGUUUUUCUUGUCAAGGUUUAGUUUUUGUUUAUUGGAAUGGUAAAAUUCUUCCUGAUUACCACUGCUUAACUAAAGUAGAACGUUUACCAGUAGUAGUUUCAGCAGAUGGAAUAGAAAAGUUAUUAGGAGUACAGCAAAUGAAGUCGGAAACGUACUUCGAGAAUGGAAUCUGGUGGAUAAAGGGAAUGAGCUCUACAUACAGGAAUUCCUACAUAGAACAAAACUCUUCAGAAUUAUUUCCCUACAUCAACUGUAAAAACAACCCUGUUAAAUUUGAUGUGACCAUGCAAAAAGCUGGACCAUGGCAGACCAUACCUGCCCCUGGAAUGUACACAACUGAAAAUAAUCAUAUUGGUACUGGAUGGCCAGUUAGGGCAGUCGUACCCAUUGCCAUGAGCGGAAAGCCAAAGAGCCCCAAUACUUCUUCAAUACUAGACUCAUCCACUGGUUCAGAUGGUUCUGGCUCAUCUGCCUCGACCACUGGAUCACAAGUCGCCAAAAGCGUCGACGACCAAGACGCGCCUGUCGCUCCCCCGGAGCCGGCAGGGGUCGAAGACGCUGCUAAAUCUGUGUCGGACUCCUUGAUUCAGUUGCAAAGGAUCUUCACUAAUAAAAUAACUGAAACCGUCGAUGAGGGUAUUAAAUACCUAAACACUGGCGGUGCCAAAAAGGCCAAGAAAGAGGACCUCCUCCGCACUAUUGCCGCCAUAUUCACCCAGCUAAAAACUGACAGUUCCAACCUAAACAAAUCUGUUAAGGCCGUCGAGAGCACUCAAACUCUCUUCAAGGCCUUAAACUCUACAGUAAAGAAAAUUUCUAAGUUGUCGGCCAAAUUGACUUCCGAGCCACCCACUCCAGCCGCAACUUCUGCGGCGACAUACGCUAACGUCGCUUCGAGCACUUCCAGGGUCAAGAUAGUUGGCAAGAAAUCUGCUUCCACUAAGGCUAUUCACAAGGUAGAAAUAUCUCCUGUCAACCCCGAGGAAUUUGAGUCUUCCGAGGCUGUCAAGGAAAGCGUUCUUGCCAAAAUCAACCCUGCUACCAUAGGCUUUGCGCCGUCAAAAGUCUACUAUGCAAGAAAUAAGGGAGUCGUGAUUGAAUCUCACGAUUCAAACGUAAAUAAGCUUUUAGAUCUUCCUGAGUGGGUCUCCCUAAAGCUCAAGGCAUCCUCACCAAAGAAGAGACUCCCGAGACUGUCCAUCUUUGAUGUUCCCUCGUUCUUAACGAAGGAAAACCUGGCGAAAGCAAUUAUAGACCAAAACAACGUCGACACAUCUAAUGCAGAGGACAUAAACCCGGUGCAUAAGUUUGGCCCGAGAGGCGAGAAACUUGUGCACUGGGCCGUGGAGGUCACCCCUGCCCUCAGGCUUACCCUGCUAUCUCUGAGGAAUGAUGAUUGCUGA